AUGGCCACCCUCACAGAGAGGCAGAAAAAGCUUCCGAAAAGCUUUAUCGGCCUUCACACUAUUGAGAAUGCGGAGCCAUCAGUUGUCAAAGAUUUUGUCAUCCAGCACGAAGGUCACACGGUUAUCAGAAAGGUGUUGAUUGCCAACAAUGGUAUUGCUGCCGUUAAAGAGCUCAGAUCUGUUCGUAAAUGGGCUUAUGAAACGUUUGGGGAUGAGCAUGCCAUUCAAUUUGUAGCCAUGGCUACCCCCGAGGAUAUCAAGGCAAAUGCAGAGUAUAUCAGAAUGGCUGACGAGUAUGUUGAGGUUCCAGGUGGUACGAACAACAACAACUAUGCCAACGUUGAUUUGAUUGUUGAGCUUGCCGAGAGAACCAAUUCCGAUGCAGUUUGGGCUGGUUGGGGUCAUGCUUCGGAAAACCCUGAACUACCAGAAAAGCUUGCUGCUUCCUCACGCAAAAUCAUCUUUAUUGGUCCACCCGCAUCAGCCAUGAGGUCCCUUGGUGACAAGAUUUCUUCCACAAUCGUUGCUCAGAAUGCUCAUGUCCCAACGAUUCCAUGGUCUGGAUCUGGUGUUAGCAACGUGGUGGUUAAUCCAGAAACCGGAUUAGUUUCCGUUGAUGACGAGACAUAUGCCAAGGGCUGUUGUACUAGUCCUGAGGAUGGUUUGAAGAAGGCCCAAAAAAUUGGCUUUCCUGUUAUGAUCAAGGCCUCCGAAGGUGGUGGUGGUAAGGGUAUUCGUAUGGUUGAUAAUCCUGAUGACUUUAUUACACUCUAUCACCAGGCAUCAGCCGAGAUUCCGGGCUCCCCGAUUUUUGUUAUGCGAUUGGCUUCUCAUGCCAGACACUUGGAGGUCCAGUUGUUGGCAGAUGAGUACGGAACCGAUAUUUCGUUGUUUGGAAGAGAUUGUUCGGUUCAGAGAAGGCAUCAAAAGAUUAUGGAGGAGGCUCCGGUCACUAUUGCAAGGCCAGAGACUUUUCAUGAGAUGGAACAAGCCGCAAUUCGUUUAGGAAGACUUGUUGGUUAUGUUUCUGCCGGUACUGUCGAGUAUCUGUACUCUCACGACGAAGAUAAGUUUUACUUUCUUGAGUUGAAUCCUAGAUUGCAAGUUGAGCAUCCAACAACCGAAAUGGUUUCCGGUGUUAACUUACCUGUUGCUCAGUUACAAAUUGCUAUGGGUAUACCAAUGCACCUUCUUGAAGAUAUCCGGUUACUUUACGGUGUUGACCCGCACACUUCUACCCCAAUUGAUUUCGAGUUCAAGGAUCCAAACAGUCUCAAAACUCAGAGAAAACCUGUUCCAAAGGGACACUGUACUGCUUGUCGUAUCACAUCUGAGGAUCCUAGUGAAGGUUUCAAGCCAUCUGGUGGUACAUUGUACGAACUCAACUUUAGAUCAUCCUCAAACGUCUGGGGUUAUUUCUCUGUUGUUCCUACGUCUUCAAUUCAUUCGUUUUCGGACUCACAGUUUGGUCAUAUUUUUGCGUUUGGAGAAAACAGAGAGGCUUCCAGAAAGCAUAUGGUUGUUGCUUUGAAAGAACUGUCUAUUCGCGGUGAUUUCAGAACUACCACUGAAUACCUUAUUCGACUUUUGGAGACACCGGCCUUUUCUGGUAAUACUAUGACGACGGCCUGGUUGGAUGAAUUAAUUUCGAAGAAGUUGACGGCCGAACGUCCGGAUCAGUUUAUUGCUGUCAUUUGCGGCGCUGUUGUGAAGGCUUACCAGCAGUCUUGCGCAUGCAGAAAGAAGUAUGUGGCUUCAUUGGAAAAGGGUCAGGUUCCUUCAAAGGAGUUACUGAAGACAAUGUUCAAUAUUGAAUUUAUCUAUGAGGGUAACAAGUACAAGUUCACUGUUGCUAAAGCUGGACUUGGAGUUUACAUGUUGUUUAUUAAUGGCUCCCGUUGUGAGGUCAAUGCUAAGCAUUUGAGUGAUGGAGGUCUUCUUCUUUCUCUGGGAGGAAAAUCGCACGCUGUGUACUGGAAGGAUGAGGUUGCUUCCACUAGGGUUUCAAUUGAUGGAAAGACGUGCCAGUUAGAGGAAGAGAAUGAUCCUACACAGUUGCGGACACCUUCUCCAGGUAAGCUAACUAAGUUUCUAGUUGAGAAUGGUGACCAUGUCAACGCAGGUGAACCGUUUGCUGAGGUUGAAGUGAUGAAAAUGUGUAUGCCUUUGGUGGCUCAGGAGAAUGGUACUGUUCAGCUUUUGAAGCAGCCUGGAAGUACUGUGAAGGCUGGAGAUAUUCUUGCAAUUUUGGCUCUGGACGAUCCAUCAAAGGUCAAACAUGCAAUGUCAUUCGAGGGAACUUUGCCUGACUAUGGUACUCCACUUAUCGAGGGAACACAAUCUGUGCAUAGAUACCACAAGUAUUUAUCUAUCUUAAGAAAUAUCUUGGCCGGAUAUGACGAUCAAAUGGUUAUGGAUUCGACCAUCAGAAAUCUGGUUGAAGUUCUUAGGGAAAAGGAUCUUCCAUAUUCCGAGUGGAACCACAAGAUUUCUGCUUUGCACAGCAGACUUCCUCCAAAGCUUGACCAGUCCCUUGGAGAGUUGGUGGACAGAUCUCAAAAGCGUUCUGCAGAAUUCCCAGCUCGUCAGGUCUUGAAGAUGUUUGAGAAAUCUAAAACCGAUGUUCCUAAAGAAGACUUGUUGAUAUUCUCCCAGGUGAUUGCCCCUCUGGUUGAAAUUGCCGAUGCUUACAAAGACGGAUUGGUUGCCCAUGAAUUUACCACAUUUGCCGACUUGCUUAAAGAGUACUACAGGGUUGAAUCCAUGUUUUCUUCUUCUAAGCCACGGACUGAAGAAGUCAUUCUUGCUCUCAGAAAUAAGUAUAACAAUGACCUCAACCAGGUUGUGAAUGUUGCACUUUCCCACUCCAGAAUUGCCGCUAAAAACAAUCUCAUUAUUGCUAUUAUCGAUUUCUACCAGCCAGUUUUGCAGGAAUCGCCUGUCGCCGUUCAGAUUUUUAAGCCUGUUCUUAAGAAGUUUGUUGAUUUGGAAAGCAGAACUACUGCUAAGGCCACUCUAAGGGCCCGUGAGAUUUUGAUUCAAUGUUCGAUGCCUUCUAUUAAAGAACGCUGUGAUCAGCUGGAGCACAUCUUAAAGUCAUCUGUGAUCACCAACAAGUAUGAGGGCUCAAUGGUGGCAGAGCAUAAGAUGCCUGAUGAUUCUGUCCUUCGCGAUAUUAUUGAUUCUAAGUACACUGUUUUCGAUGUUCUUACUCAAUUCCUGACAUCCGCCGAUCCAUGGGUUGCUGCUGCUGCUGCCGAGGUUUACAUUCGUCGCGCUUAUCGAGCAUAUUCCGUUACUGAAGUGAAGCAUUUAGUCUCCGAUAAGAAUAUUGCUGCGAGUAAUGUGCCUGUUGCCCUUUGGAAAUUUCAGCUUCCAAGUCUUGCUACUUCUCAAUAUAAUGCUGUUCCUCCUGCACUCAGGAAGCCUACAGCAUCCCAAAGUAUGAACCGUGCCGUCUCUGUUUCAGAUCUUACCUUCAUGAUUAGCAAAAAUGAUAAACAGCCUUUGAGAACUGGUGUUCUGGUUUCUGCCCCUCAUUUGGAUGAUGCUGAAGAGGCUCUUUCGAAGGGUCUCUUGGAGCUUAAGAGCAGUACUUCUGAAUCUUCACUUAUCAAUGUCUGUAAUGUUGUUAUCAAUUCUACAGAUGGCUAUAUUGACCAAGAGCAUGUUUUGUCACGUAUGAGGGAGAUUGUUGAUGAUAAUAGAGCUGAUCUCAACGGUGCUCGGAUUAGAAGAAUCACUUUUGUUCUUGGUGAUAAGGCUGGCUGCUAUCCGAAGUAUUAUACUUUCAAAACUUCGUCACCUGCCAAACCGUAUGUUGAAGAUCAGGUUAUUCGCCAUAUUGAGCCAGCUUUGGCUUAUCAGCUUGAGUUGGGCCGUCUUUCGAAUUUCAAUAUUAAGCUCAUCCCAACUGAUAAUCGGAACAUUCAUGUUUACGAGGCCGUGGCAAAGAAUUCUGCUGGUGUUGACAAGCGGUAUUUUACCAGAGGCAUUAUCAGAACUGGUUCCAUAAGGGAUGAUAUUACUGCUCCGGAAUAUCUUAUUUCAGAGGCUCAUAGACUUAUCUCUGAUAUUCUCGACACUUUGGAAGUGUUGGAUACUUCUAACACAGAUAUGAAUCAUAUUUUCAUUAACUUUUCUGCCGUGUUCAACAUCACCCCAGAGGAUGUGGAGAAUGCGUUUGGAGGAUUUUUGGAGAGAUUCGGAAGAAGACUAUGGAGACUCCGUGUCACGGGUGCAGAAAUACGUAUUAUGUGCACUGACCCUGAAACUGGUGUUCCAUUCCCAUUGCGUGCUGUCAUUAAUAACGUUAGUGGUUACGUUGUGAAGUCGGAGUUAUAUGUUGAGGAAAGAAACAGCAAAGGCGAAUGGAUUUUCAAGUCAAUUGGAGCCCCGGGCUCAAUGCAUAUGCGUCCAAUCUCCACCCCAUACCCAACUAAGGAAUGGCUUCAGCCAAAGAGGCAAAAGGCACACAGCAUGGGAACAACGUAUGUGUAUGACUUCCCUGAGUUAUUCAGACAGGCUCUUUCUGAUCAAUGGAAGAAGGUUGAUGCCGGAAUGAAAUUUAAAGACAAUUUCCUUACUUAUGAGGAAUUGAUUCUUGAUGAAUCUGGAGAGCUAACAACUGUUUCUCGUGAACCGGGGGCCAAUACUAUUGGCAUGGUGGCCUUCCUUGUUACUGCUAAGACACCUGAAUAUUCAAAAGGCCGUCAAUUCAUUAUUGUUGCUAAUGAUAUUACAUUCCAAAUUGGUUCCUUCGGGCCUAAGGAGGAUUCUUUCUUUGAAAAAGUGACGAAGAAAGCCGAAAAAUUGGGAAUUCCUCGAAUCUACUUGGCUGCGAACUCUGGUGCUCGUAUUGGAAUUGCUGAAGAACUUCUUCCAUUCUAUAAAGUUGCCUGGUUGGAUCACAAAGAUCCAUCAAAGGGAUUCAGCUACUUGUAUCUAACUGAUGAUGAUAAAAAGGCGUUAGAAAAGGAGGAUAAGUGGAAUUCGGUUGUUGUCGACAAGAUAGUCGAAGAUGGAGAAACUCGUUAUAUCAUUAAAGCCAUUAUUGGAGCUGAGGAUGGUCUUGGUGUUGAAUGUUUAAGAGGCUCUGGCUUGAUUGCUGGUGCCACUUCACGUGCAUAUAAGGACAUCUUUACUAUUACCUUGGUUACUUGCAGAAGUGUCGGCAUUGGUGCUUAUUUGGUCCGCUUAGGCGAGAGAUCCAUUCAAGUUGAAGGUCAACCAAUUAUUUUGACUGGUGCUAGGGCUAUCAACAAAUUGCUUGGACGUGAAGUUUACGCUUCAAAUUUGCAAUUAGGUGGUACUCAGAUUAUGUAUACCAACGGUGUCUCUCAUUUGACUGCUGUUGAUGAUCUUUCUGGUGUUCAAAAGAUUCUGAAGUGGUUAUCUUAUAUUCCAUCGAAACGAGGUGUCCCUGUUCCAGUUUUUGUUGAUCCUAAAGAUCCAUGGGACAGAGCCAUUGAUUUUAAGCCUGUGGCCGAUGAACUUUAUGAUGCUAAAUGGCUUAUUGAAGGUCGUAGCACUGAAGAUGGAUUUGAGUAUGGUAUGUUCGAUAAAGACUCUUUCCAAGAAACACUUUCCGGUUGGGCACGUGGUGUUGUUGUUGGUAGAGCUCGUUUGGGAGGUAUUCCGAUGGGUGUGAUUGCUGUUAAUCCUAAGACGGUUCAGAAUUUGAUUCCAGCUGAUCCAGCCAAUCCUAAAUCAACUGAGUUGUUGGUUCAAGAAGCCGGUCAGGUUUGGUAUCCAAACUCUGCAUUUAAGACUGCCCAGGCUAUUAAUGAUUUUAACUAUGGUGAACAAUUGCCAUUAAUGGUUUUGGCCAAUUGGCGUGGCUUCUCCGGUGGUCAAAGGGAUAUGUAUAAUGAAGUGUUGAAGUAUGGUUCUUACAUUGUGGAUGCUUUCGUUAACUACAAACAGCCUAUAUUUGUCUACAUCCCUCCUACUGGAGAGCUUCGUGGUGGUUCAUGGGUUGUUCUUGAUCCAACCAUCAAUCCAAAUAUGAUGGAAAUGUAUGCGGAUGUGGAAUCACGUGCUGGUGUUCUUGAACCAGCAGGUCUUGUUGGUAUUAAGUACAGGGAAAAUAAACUUCUGAAGACAAUGGAUCGUCUUGAUGGUCAAUGUCGCGAGUACUCUACAAAGCUACAAUCCUCUGACAUUUCGGAUACAGAAAAGGCAGAGAUAACGAAGAAGUUAAAUGAUCGUCAUUAUCAUUUGAUGCCUAUCUAUAAGCAAGUGUCAAUUCAAUUUGCAGAUUUGCACGAUCGCUCAAACAGAAUGGUUGCCAAAGGUGUGAUUAGAAAGGAAUUGGAAUGGCGUGAAGCCAGAAGGUUCUUUUUCUGGAGAGUUAGAAGAAGAUUGAAUGAAGAGUAUUUGAUUAAACGUAUAUCAGAACAAGUUACGGACUCCACACGUCUCGAAAGGGUGGCUAGACUUAAUUCUUGGUUACCAUCAACGUUGAAUACAAAGAACGAUCGUGAGGUCGCCUUGUGGAUAGAAGAGAAUCACAAGAAUCUAGAAUCUCAGAUUAAGAAGUUGAAGGGUGAUGCUGUGAAACAAAAACUCGCACGUCUCUUCAAGAUCGAUCCAAAGCACACUGCCGAAGGAUUAGCAGAAAUAAUGUCGUUGCUUCCUGCUAAGCAGAAAGAGAAGAUCCUCAAGGGUCUUAAAUAA
Molecule: messenger RNA, 6678 nt
Organism: Brettanomyces bruxellensis
Lineage: Eukaryota; Fungi; Ascomycota; Pichiomycetes; Pichiales; Pichiaceae
Gene: ACC1
Product: acetyl-coenzyme-A carboxylase
Exons: 1
Coding region: 1-6678 (2225 amino acids)
Biological process (GO): fatty acid biosynthetic process
Molecular function (GO): acetyl-CoA carboxylase activity; ATP binding; metal ion binding
Source: RefSeq, a predicted model, not a curated record